AUAUUUACAUUUGUUGUGUUGUGAGGAAAAAAAAACUAGACCUCAUUUUGGACAAACUCAAAAUGCGAUAACUUGGAUUUUCCCCCUCGCGUCUUACCGGGCUUUAUGGAAUAAUGAGCCUUUUCAGAGCGGAAGUAAUACUCAGCUGACCUGAUGUCAACAUGUCAUUCCGAAGUAGCGCACUUUCCCUAGUGAAAUAAUGGGAGCAGCGGUGACUGGCAAACUGUUGAAGUAGGCUAUAGCUUAGCAAAUGCAAUGUUUCGGUUGCGUUAUGUACAUUAGUCGAACUCGGUAUCGAUUCAUAAUUAAAAAUCAUAAUAAUGGGAGAGCGGUCUGAUCGAUCACCACUUCUUGACUGGGAGGAGGUUGCAGCUGUGGAGGAACCCUCCUUGACAACCGAAGUUAACGAAAAUUCCCCCCGAGCAACCACAGUAAGUAGUAGAGCUCUUGGUAGCACGGUGCCUGGUACAGGAUGGAGCUCAAGUCCUAGAGAGGCUGUGGCCAGCGAACUGACCAGCUCAUACUCAGGUGUCCUUACGGAAAAGGCUGUAAGUUCGUGGGUCUGGCAAAAUGAACGUGAUCAACAGAAAGGAAGGCAGUAUGUGACAACCCGAAGAGACGUAGAAUGGAGCCGGAGACAGCAGGACCAAGUUAUUGCCGUAUUUGUGGUGACAUUUGAUACAAGAUCGGGUAAUAUGUUGGAAUGGUGCCUCCCACAAGAUUUUAACCUUGAUGGAGUCGAGUUCAAGUCCAUGGCCAGUGGUUCCCACAGAAUUGCCAGUGACUUUGUAUAUUUCCGGAAGGACUCUCACUUUGGCCUGGCGUGUUUUGCCAAUUUGCCGGUGGAGAGUGAACUGGAGAGGGGGGCACGGAUGAAGUCUGUGGGCAUCCUGUCUCCCUCCUACACCACACUCUACCGUCACAUGGCAUUCUUGGAGAACCAGGUCAGGGACCAGUUGAAUUGUCCAGGCCAGUACUCUGCUUUGGAGACUUUCUUUGACCAGAGGAAGGGUUUGCUUCCUGCCAGAACAGCACGGAACAACAUGGCUCCUGCCCUGUCAACUCACAAACACUUCCUGACCCCUGAUAUGAAGGUCACUCACCCGGAUGGAUGCAUGUCUCAGUUCGUGCAGUUCUUUGGAGAGCAGGUCAUGGUACUGUGGAAGUUUUCUCUGUUGAGGAGACGCAUAUUGAUCUUCUCCCCUCCUCCUGUAGGAGAAGUAUGCUUCAGAGUCUACAGCUGCUGUGCCUUAGCCAAUGUGCCUUUAUCUGGCAUCAGCAGAGGACUGCCUCCGUUUCGCCCAUACUUUUAUGUGAAUGUGACCGAUAUACACACUCUGGAGACAGAACUGUCAUAUGUGGCUUGUACAACAGAGAGGAUUUUUCAGGAGAAGAAGCACCUCUUUGAUAUCUACGUGGAGAAUCAGAGUGUGCAGACACACCGGGACAGCUUGCAACCACUGCUACGGCUCACCAGCUCUGACCGAGAGAAGUACAAGAGACUCCAGGAGAAGAGAAGGAGGCUGGUGGGACACUCCAGCUACACUGAAGAGGAUCUCUUCAUUUUGUUUUUCUCUGAGCUGAACACUAAGAUUUUCCAGACGCUUCUGGAGGUGGCGUCCAGUGUGGAUCGAGCCCUGACCGAGCAGCACGUGCGGAGGAUGGGCCUGGACCCCCAGGCCGACCAUAAGUUCCUAGUGCACAUCCUGGAGACAUACGGCAUCGACGUCAUGCUCAUGAUCGACCCCUCCUGUUGCUUCUGAAGCAAUGGCAGAUGGGAUAGCCAGAAGAAAAAAAGUUUUUGAGGUCCUCCUCUCACAACCUGUCAAGGCCUGUACACUGUUGUAAAGUUGUCAAAUAAGCCCAGGACUGCUGUUUAUAGAGACAGUUUCAAUGGCAGUACAUAUAGCUGCCACUACGUGCCUAUCUGUAACUCUUAAAAAGGUUAAGCAACAGCAUGGGUAAGAUCUCCCUGCACAGACUGAGAUGUAUUGGCCAAUAAGGACACUACUGAUCCUACACAGUUCCACUCUGAUUCUAUGUAGAUUUUUAAACCUUUACAUGUAUCAUACUGUACCUUCUUUACUUGUUCCUUUGCAAUAGAGUCGAAUGUCUUCUUUCAUAUGUUAUUUUUACACUGUGUCUGAUGAAUAAAUCUGGCGUUAG
Molecule: messenger RNA, 2166 nt
Organism: Sardina pilchardus (European sardine)
Lineage: Eukaryota; Metazoa; Chordata; Actinopteri; Clupeiformes; Clupeidae
Product: DENN domain-containing protein 11-like
Exons: 9
Coding region: 321-1763 (480 amino acids)
Cellular component (GO): cytoplasm
Source: RefSeq, a predicted model, not a curated record